CUCGACUCUCAGAGGAGCCGUGGAAGCGAAAUAGAAGCAGAAAGAGGAGCUGCAGGAUCAACAGGCAGCACAGCAAUGCGCGUCUCUCUGCCACAAACUCCAAGUGCGUAAGAAAUGGGGCUGACUUUUCUCAUUGUCUGACCAAGAGGACUCACUGUCAUGUGGAUUUUCUUCAGGCAGCCUCUGCUGGUGAAAUACUAAACAUGGCAGGUCUCAAGCACAGAGCCGAGUGGAGCUGUGUGAGGAGGAUUAUCAAGAUUCAGAAAUGAAGAAUUGUUCUGCCUGAUAGAGGGGAAACUCCAACAAUCAUGAAUCCAGAAUCUCUGGACCUGUCCAUUCAGAGUGCCCUGUCGGCCCUCUUCCCACCUUUUGAGGCCACGGCACCCAUCGUCCUCAGCCAGUUAUUUCGGACCAUCGAUGAACGUUACCACGGCGACGCUCUACAAUGCCUGUUGGACUUUCUUAUUCCCACCAAACACCUGCUGGAGUCUGUCCAGCAAGCUGCAUGUUCAGGAUACUCUGAUGUGGUUUUCCGCUGUGAGGGCUGGCCUCUUUGUCUCCGUGACAAAACUGUCAUCCAGUUAGCGUCUGUGAACCCUUUGCUGUUGCGUCCUGGAGACUUCUAUCUCCAGGUGGAACCUUUUGGUGACCAAGCGGCACGGAUUGUCCUGAAAAGCCUCCUGGAGGAGGGACAUCGAGAAGUUGAGGAAACCCCUAUUCCUGAGACUUCCUACCCAUGCCUCUUCACCGAGGAGUGGCUGCGGGAUAUCAACGAAGGACGCCACGGGACUAGUCUGUCUCGCUGUUUACUUUGCACAGACCAAGGUGUAAUCAAGCUGCCGUGGGCUAAGAUAGCGAUCCCUGAGUUUUUAGACAAGCCUAAGAAUAUGUCCACCUGUGGGGAAGCAGUACCCCAGACCAGGAAGGUCACAGCUUCUUCCCACUUUAACUCGUCUACCCUCCCAGUGGAGGCGGUCAUUCCUCCGCAGGACGACAGGAUGUCAGCAUCUCUGAAACCUGCACGCGCAUCCUCAAAACUCAUCAAAAUGGAUCGUGAGGGGCCAUCCUCCAGAUCAGGUUCCAAACCACUAAGCAAACCUGUGGGUUGGGUUUCUCCUAACACCUGGGAGAGUCUUACCUACCAAGAGAUGGAGGGGGAUUAUGUAGACCUGGUGGAUAUCGCUAAAGGGAAGGAGUGUGGGGAUAAACAAAUCCAACCUAAUUUAGUUUUGCCCAGACCUGUGAGACCGCCCCCACCCAUCCCACCUGGAAAUAGCGCUCCCUGUGGACAAACACUUCAAUAUGCAGGGAAACCAUGUAAACCAUGCAGCCAAAGACUGCUGGAUCAGGAGAUGAUUGAUGAGGACUUGAAAUGUAAAUACAGAGACUCUUAUGUAGCAGCGCUGAAAAACCCUGUCCCUUUUGAAAGGAGAGGUGUGGACCUCCUGGGUGCCUUGGAGGAGGUUGGACUGUGUGAAGAGGGCAAAGUAAGACCCAGAAGGCCUUUUGAAGUCCAAAAAGACCAUCUAUGUAACGUCUUGAACUACUGCCAAGAACCCGUGGUGAGCAAUGAAUCCUGUGAGAGCACAAGAUGCCACUCUCCAUCUAGCUGUGAAUCAGAAACCCCAAUGAAGGAAUCAGCUGUGAUUUUAAAACCAUUCUCUGGAUCGAGCCCCAGUGACACUAAACUAAUUCCUCACCAGUCUGGACAUGCUUUUUGUCAGCGUCUCGGAUCAGAUUUGCACUCUGCAACAUCUGAGGGUGGUUUGAAGCCACAACAGAAAGGGCAGGUUGUAAAACCAUCAGGACAACACAAAGUUAAAGUGAGAUCUUUGUCUGCUUUGUCCGACACCCCGACGGGGAGCCCCGCUCUGCACAAAAUCAUCAACAGAAGCCACAGUGAUGUUUGCCCCGAAACAGUAACCAGCAUAAUGCAGCAUGAAAAUGGGGCAGUAGGAGAACAAGAGGCUGCAAGAGUGGAAGGACUAAAGUACUUGAAGAAAGAAACAGAUUCAAGCAGAGUUGAGCUUCCAUUCAGCAUAAAUGAAGUAAGCUCAAAAUCUUUAAACGUAAAGGUGGACAAACGAUCUUCUGCAACAAGUUCUGGCUGUCAGCAGGGCUCACAAACAGAGGAAUCCUGCUUCAGGAAGGUCAGCAGUUUGCUGGAACUGGGCAUUAUUUGUUUACCAGGCAGCAGGGACAGGAAUGGCAGGGCGGUGGUCGAGGUCCAUGGUGACAGGAAGGAGUGGAUGUCCCCUUUUGUGUCAGCGGAGAGCAUUUGUGAAUUGCUUCUGUACUUACAGUCCAUACCGAGAAAAGAUGUCCGAGAACUGGGAAUGACGCUGGUGAUUAACGGCAGGAAGAAGCCGCCUCCGCUCCACCUCUACAAGGCACUACUGAUGGCACAGGAGCAAGCUCUCCACGCUGUCCACAGUAUUAUCAUGUUGAUCGAUAAGGACAGCUGUCCCCGGCCGGAGAAGCAGCCAGGUCUGCAGAUGGAUAUUGUUACUUCCAUAAGAGCCCUGAAUAAGACGGUGGAAGCCCCCCAGCUGACCUCUGACCUGGGAGGGACGUUUACUUACAGUCACAAGGACUGGCUGCAGUUCCAUCAGAAACUUGUACCUUUCAUGGAAAACCUGCGAGGGGCGAACAGUUUGUUGCAAAAGGCGAUCAAGAGAGUGGACAGCAGAAAACAAAUGGACUCUGCCCAGGAAGUUCAAGAAAGCAUUCGGGAGCAAAAGGUCCUAAUGAAGGAGGUUCUGGAAGAUGCUAGACUGGUAACUCUGCAAAAGGAAGGAGGAACGUUGCUGGCAAGGAUGAGGAAAGAGGAAUUCAGAUUUCCACAGUCUGAGGACUACAGAGAUGCUUUGGAGUUAGCAACGAGUCUUUACGACCAAGUUGAGGAGAAACUCCACAUGUUGGUGAUGAGAUCAAAUGAGUCACUGCAGCACCUGGAAGUCUUGCUCCGGCACAGAGAGAUCGAGGCCAAAAUCAUCUCGGAGGGAUUGUGGUUCAGUACAGAGGGGGAACAGAUGCUGAAGAACUCUUACGCAACAGAUGAGACACUGGUGGGCAGGGAGAAAGCCUCACAAGACUUUAAUGUGUUUCUCACUAAACUCAAGGACAAACAGCAGCAUGCCUUGAAACUCGUCACAGAGGCGGUGAAGAUUGUUGGCCCCGGUAACUCAAGUCCUGCUGCUGAGAUAUUUCUGACCCUCGUCGGCACUUUCAAAUCCAACGUGGAAGACUUCAGGUUGCGGGCAGAACAGAGGCAGAAAGAUUUAGUGUUGAUGGUGCACAUGUACAGAUUUUGUGAACAGGCAACGGCCUGGGCCAAAGAAGGUAGUAAACUUCUGGAGCAGGUAGAAGAGGGAUGUUGCUCUGCUCAGACUCUAAACAUGCUCCAAAUGCACAAGGAGAGAUUAGCUGGUGAAUUUUCCACCACACAGUUCCAGGCCCUGAGAGCUAAGGCCUCUGCUAUGGGAGCAGAGGCCUCUGGGAUGCUGAGAGUGUGGAAUGCAGCCUGGGUCCAGAGCCAAGAAGUCAAGCGGCGUCUGGAGGAGUUGCAGAAGAAGUUUAAAGGCGUAGAUAAGAACCAGGCCCAGGCGAGCACAGCUGCAAACCCUCUAAGGGAACACGGCGAAAUGGAGAGGGAGGGGAAAAGGGGUGAGCUGGGGGAGGCUCAGAGCUCUCAGGUCCCACAAACUCAUGCAGAGGCUGUCAGUGGUGCAGAAUGUGGAAGACAAAACACCUCUGCAGUAUGCUUCAAGCACAACUUUGAGUCUGACUCCAGAAUCAAGAAAGAACUUCCUGAAACAAAAUCUGAAAGCUCUCCUCUUUCGCCCCAAACGGAUGGCUUUAAUACAGAAGGCAAAUGCCAGCCAAAAGAACACCACAGUGUUGUAGAUCUGAGCGGUGCAGGCGCUCCAAAGAAGGAUUUUCCUUCCCACCAAACUUUGGGUCGGUCUCUAAGCGAGGGCUCUUAUGAGAUGAUCAUCUCUGGCUUUUUGCCUCUAAGUCACAAACACUGUCACAGCAGGAAACACUCCCUGGAUCAAAAUCUGCAGCCCACCCAAAAGCUGGAUGUUCCCCAUCAUGACGAGGGCUCACGGCCUGUAAACCUGAGCUGCGAGUCGAAAAGAAGCUGUGAUCAGGGGGAGGGUAAAGACGAUACGACCUCCACCCUGAGCCCCCAGGAUUCAAGAAGUUCAGAGACAUUACUCACUCCAACAGAAAACAAUGACAGCAACAUUUUGAAAGUCCAGAAGAUCUUGGAGGAGCUACUGUCCACAGAGCGGGAGUAUGUCAAAGCUCUGGGUUAUGUCCGAGAGAACUAUUUUCCAGAGCUGGAGAGAGCAGACGUCCCUCAGGAUCUCCGGGGCCAGAGGGGCAGCAUUUUUGGGAACUUGGAAAACCUCCAUGACUUUCACCGUCACUAUUUCUUAGAUGAACUGGAGAGCUGCGUGAAGGAACCCUUCAGAGUGGGACGCUGCUUUUUACGUCAUAGAGAGAGCUUUGCUUUAUAUGCCCUUUACAGCAAGAAUAAACCCCAGUCUGACCGUCUUCUUACCAAUCAUGGAAAAACUUUCUUUAAUCAAAAACAGCUGCAGCUGGGGGAUAAAAUGGACUUAUGGUCCUACUUGCUGAAGCCUGUGCAGCGCAUCAGUAAGUACAGUUUGCUGCUGCAGGACGUGAUGAGGGAGUGUGGACCAGAGCAAACGAGAGAGGUCGCUGAGAUCAAGGCAGCUCUGGAAGUCAUCCACUUCCAGCUCCGCCACGGCAACAACCUGCUGGCCAUGGACGCCAUCCGCCAGUGUGAUGUCAAUCUGAAAGAACAGGGUCAGCUGAUACGCCAGGAUGAGUUCUUGGUAACUUUCAGGAAGAAGAAAUGUCUCCGUCACAUUUUCCUCUUUCAAGACCUCGUUCUCUUCAGCAAGACCAGAAAGACGGAUGUGGGAAACGACACAUACGUCUACAAACAGUCCUUCAAGACGUCUGAUAUUGGAAUGACGCAGAACUGCGGUGACAGCGGCUUGUGUUUCGAAAUCUGGUUCAGAAAGAGGAAAAGCCAGGACACAUACACACUGCAAGCUGCGAGCCGGGAAGUGAAGGAGGCUUGGACCAAAGACCUGGAGCGGAUCCUGUGGGAGCAGGCCAUACACAACAGGGAGGUCCGUAUGCAGGAGAGAGUGUUCUUGGGUAUUGGAAACAAGCCCUUCAUGGACAUCCAGCCCAGUGAAGCAGCUAUCAGUGACCGGGCCAUAAACUAUGUUCUGAUAGGGAGAGAAAGCAAGGUGCUGUCCUCCUUGGGGUCAUGCAGUUCCCAGGGUGGGCCUCUGGAGAAAAGACCAAAAUCUGUAGGUUCAGGCAGCAGCUCUUCCUCCUCCUCCUCUGGCCGGGGUUCCAUGUCCCCUGUUGGAUUUGUUGGUGGCCCAAAGCGACGGGUAGUCUCAGGUGGACUCGUGGGAUACGUUUCGCCCCAUGGAGCUCUAGAGGAGGAUGAUAUGGACCAUGAGUGUGGAAAUCAGAACUUACUAUUGGACAGCUCGGAGUCGUCGGGAGAGAGCGUGAGUGGUUUCAGCAGUUGCAGUCACAGCUGCCGCUCUGCUGCAGGAGAGGUGGAGGACAACUCCUCUGUCUGUGCCUCGAUCAUCACCAUGAAAGAGGCCGGCGCUGCUCAUUCCCCUGAAGCCUCGUCGGUCUUCCAAUGCCCAAACACCGUUCAGGGAUUAGCAGUGAAAAACCCAUCGGCAGUAGCAGCCAAGCUGAAACUGAAACAGCAGCAUCAGAACAAGGAUCUGCCUGGCAGCAAGGCUGAGAGCACAAACGCUGGAAAGUCUACGGAGGUCUGAUUUGUGAGCUGUGGUGCAGUAUAGAAGCUCAUCAUUCCUGAAGAAGUUGUUUUGCUACAUUCCAUGUGCCUCGGAUGUCGGAUCAAGGAAAAACUUUACACUCAAUUUCAAGUAAAAAAACAAACAGUGAGAACUGCUAAUUAUUGUAUUCAGUGAUCAGGCUAAUUACUAUUAGUGUAAAUGAUGGCAAGUAAUUUUUAGUAUUUUAUUAAUUCAAGUACUAAAUAGGCACAUUAAAUUACAGAUACUGGACAAUACUAUAUAUCCCAUUGAUUUAACCACAGACCAUUAGGUGCAAAUAAUUCAUUUAUUGGAGCAGCUUUUAAUACAUUUUAUAAAUGUAGUGCCAUUUUGGAUUUUGAGCUUGGGUUGGUCUGUAACCUCUAGUAUUUGAGUUCAAAGUUCAACUUCAGGGGGUAUUCCAGUUGAGCUUUCAUGCCGGAUCCUGAAAUUCUGGCCUCCUAUUCUAAGUGGAGCACACCAUUAAUUCCAGCUGUUUCUAUAUUCUUUUACCAGCUUGUAAAUAUAUUUUUUGAAAACACUUUACCACUAAACCAAUCACCUGGAAAUGUUUAAAAAAUUAUCUAUAUCAUACACUUUAGGCAGAAAUCCAUUGUAUUUUGAAAUGCAUACUUAGUACUGCUUAAUGUGAUUUCUGGUUGUUCUAAUUAGAUUGGGUAAUUUUUCAAAGAUAAGAUAAUAAAAAUACUAGAGUCAGGUAAUCCUAAUGCAGUCCUGGAAUUAAGUGCACAGUGGCUUAAAAACAAGUCAUACAUAAGGUUGUGUUUAUGUUAUACAUCUUGUGACCUGAAAACAGUGUUUAAUAUUUCAUAAUUGCAAAAGAUGUUUUCAUUUGAAUUUUUUUUCAGUUUUUUUUUUAUUUCCAGCCCAUUAAAAACUGCAAACUGGUAGUUCUAGUGAAUAAUAAGAAAUAUGUUGGCUUUUUGUAUCACUAAAGAUUCAUACAAUGUUAUUUGUUUUUACAUUUUUUUGUAAUAAAGACACUUUUUUCUCUA
Molecule: messenger RNA, 6868 nt
Organism: Fundulus heteroclitus (mummichog)
Lineage: Eukaryota; Metazoa; Chordata; Actinopteri; Cyprinodontiformes; Fundulidae
Gene: quob
Product: quattro
Exons: 24
Coding region: 309-5852 (1847 amino acids)
Molecular function (GO): guanyl-nucleotide exchange factor activity
Source: RefSeq, a predicted model, not a curated record